UUUCAAUAAUAAUGACUUGUCAAGAAUAUGUGUGCACUUUCUAUUGUUUCAAACUACUUCAGUAGGGCACAAAUUGAUAAGCGUUGUAAGCGGAAGUAACAAUGAAGGGAUUGUAUUAAUACAGACUCCUCAAGGUUUUAUUCCAAUUCAUCAGCAUGAUCGACGACCUUUCAGCCAAAACGUUGAUCAAGCAAAUUUUAACGAUCAAGCGAGAUUAGAAGCUGAAGCGGAAGCUGCACGUGUCCAACAGCUUCAAGCACAAGCCGAAGCAGAAGCUCGUGAAGUAGCAAAGAUUAAAGCAGAAAGCAAAGACGUAGAAAAUGAACUUUCAAGUUUCAACACUCGAUUCAACGUAUGGCUCAAAGCUUUCCAAGAUAGGUUUCAAGUGAUUCUAGACUCAGAGCAUCUGUUGGUCAGUCAAUUGGCUAAAAUAAUUGAGAACAGCCCAGCCGAUUUCAAAGAAGUCCACGGCAAAACGCUGGAAAGCCUACGCCUGGGUUGGCAGAAUAUGAAACUGAAGGUCCAUCAAAGAGUGGAAAACCAAAAGCAGCUUUUGUUGCAACGAUGGAUCAGAUUGAACACAAUCGGCGGCGAGCUCGUGAUCAAGCCACCCCACGAGUUUGACCCGAAAAACGCAACUCUGCGAGACAUCUGGCGCGCGGAGGUUCAGCAUUGGCAGGAUGCCAAGCAGAAUCUCAUAGACGAGUCGAUGCUCAUGCUCGAUGUCGACAUCAUCAUCGUGUCCGAGACCAUCUCGACUUUCGUAAAAACGGCAUUGGUGAAGCUCGAGAGCGUCGCGCAAAAAGGCAGCCAGCACUUCGAGGUGCUGAAGCAACUCUCCCAAGCGAUCUUGAGCAAAUCGCGCGAGCUCGGCAUUAAGCUCGACGGCAGUGUCUCGACGACCGAAGGUUCCUCGAGCUUCUUGGCGAAAAUCAAGGAGAUCGUCGCCAGUGGCGCGGACAAGGCUCACGGAGUCGUUCACAGCGCCGGCAAUGGAGCUCAGGAUGCCACCGAGAUAGCAGCUGGCACCGUUCAAGGCGUAGUGAGCGGCUUGGCCGAGGGUCUCCACGGCGUUAUCCACUCGGCCGCUAAAGGCGUCGAGGGGGCCGCCCACGGAGUCGUCGGAGUUGCCGAAGGUGUCGUGAACGGAGCAGCGGGCGGCGCCGCCAAUGUAGUCACUGGAACCAUCGGCGGGGUCCAGAACGUCGCGCACGGAACUGCCCACGGCGUCAAGACCGUAGUAGGAGGAGCACUCGAUGUCGCCGGUAACGUGGCCGUCGGAGUCCAAGGCGCCGUCGAAGGAGCAGUCGGCGGUGCCGCUAAGAUCGCCGGUGGGGCAGUCUCCGGAGCCAAAGCUGUUGUGGGAGGAGCAGUUAGCGGGGCUGCCAAUCUCGCUGGCAAAGCAAUCACUGGAGCAACGAAUGCCGUGAGUGGAGCAGUUGAAGGUGCUUCCAAGAUCGCCGGGCAAGCUGCUGCUGGAGCCAAAACUGUUGUGGAAGGCGCCGUUGGUGGUGCCGCUAAAGUCGCCGGCGGAGUAGCCGGUGGAGUUAAAACUGUUGUCGGAGGGGCCGUUGGUGGAGCCGCAAAGAUCGCAGGAAGUGCAGUUACCGGGGCCAAAACUGUCGUAGGUGGAGCCAUCAAUGGUGCAGCAAAUAUUGCUGGCGGAGUAGCCUCUGGAGUCUCUGGUGCUGUGAAAGGCUUCGGUAAUUUGUUAGGUGGAAUCUUCGGUGGAGCCUCCGUGAAGGAGGUAGAGCACGAAGAACACCACGGCCAGCAUCACGGACAGCACCACGAGCGACCUCAUGGUCCUCCGGCUAAAGUUGAACAACAGCCCGAACUACCUGUGAACAAGGAGUUAUUGACCGAUGAAGAGAUAGAAGCAAUUAAGGGUGGUAUUGGAAAACUCGAUGCGAGAACAUUGACUAACUAA
Molecule: messenger RNA, 1930 nt
Organism: Trichogramma pretiosum
Lineage: Eukaryota; Metazoa; Arthropoda; Insecta; Hymenoptera; Trichogrammatidae
Product: perilipin-4
Exons: 7
Coding region: 509-1930 (473 amino acids)
Source: RefSeq, a predicted model, not a curated record